Molecule: messenger RNA, 3164 nt
Organism: Centropristis striata (black sea bass)
Lineage: Eukaryota; Metazoa; Chordata; Actinopteri; Perciformes; Serranidae
Product: paired box protein Pax-3-like
Exons: 9
Coding region: 1524-2987 (487 amino acids)
Biological process (GO): anatomical structure development; regulation of transcription by RNA polymerase II
Molecular function (GO): RNA polymerase II cis-regulatory region sequence-specific DNA binding; DNA-binding transcription factor activity, RNA polymerase II-specific
Source: RefSeq, a predicted model, not a curated record
CUUUUGUUGCCAACGUGUACUUUCCAAUAUUAUAAUAAUAAAUAUAAUAUAAUAAUAAUAAUAAUAAUAAUAUAAAUACUACGUCAUAUAAAUCUAUUAUGAAAAAUGACAACAGACUGAUACAAUCAUUGCACUCGAGCUGAAAACAUUACAACUGUUGCGAUAACAACAUAUGAGUUGUAGACCUCUAGUCGUGAGGAUAAUAAUUGGCCUAAUAAUAAUAAUAAUAAUAAUAAUAUAGUACUCGAAUAACUUAACGAUGCCAUACUUAAUUCUACAAUAAGGUAAAUAUUAAGUGCUUUGUUUAUAAUGUUCCCUCUUGCAGAUUUAUUUAAAUCAUAGUCGAUGGUUAGCAUAUUCCACGUUCUGCUGCUUUUUUGCGCAGAAAUAAUUGCUAUUAUCAGCACCUGAUGCACCACACAGUAGUAAGUGCUCAUUCGCAAUUUCACAUGUAGACAUUGUCUUUUCUCUGAAAUCUGACCUCAGAUGUCUGUAAGGCUAACUCGACGCGAAACAAAAUUAUUAAAUUAUUUCCUUCUAUUCGUCGUUUGUAAAGUAAAUGUUUAUAAUAUAAGUUAUGAUAAUAAUCACGUAAUAAAAACAACUUUUCCAACCACAACUGCUACUACUAUUUCUAAUAACAAUGCCAUUAACAAGUUUGUUCCUAAUAUGUGUAAGCAAGGUAAAUGUUAUUAUGCAGUACUAUAUAUGUGUGUGUAGGCUAUGUGGUGGGAUUCCUUUAUGAUUUAUUGUAUACAUAAUGACAUAAAUACUAAUUUACUUAUAAAGGCUGUUUAUUAUGUUUUUUAUUCCAGACAUGUUAUUUAUUCACUAAAAUGACAUGAAAUAAUCCAUAUUUCAUAUGGUGGUAGUUUGCUAUUUAAAAAAAUACUUUGUAUGAUCAAUCUGCACUGUUUUCGUUACUGCUUCAGAUUCGUGUAUUUUUAAACUUUUUUUCCUACUAUACUCCCAGCAGAGCCAUGACACUUCGUCUAUACAAAGAGGCGAGUAAUACAUAUUUCAACAUAUUUAAUCAGAUAUAUUUUCUUCCAAUAUUUCAUUGGUUUUAUUCAAAGUCGCGCACUUUGGAGCAGCAGAAGCUUGUUACACCACAAUCUGACCUCGUGAGGUCAAUCCAGACAGAAGGGGAGCCCCUUCUUGUCCAAUCACAGAGCUCUAUCAGCCCCCAAACGUCCGGGUCUCUGACCAAUCAGGAGGCGCAGCGCGGAGUCAGAGGGGACAGCGACCACAGAUAAAAUGUUUGACUUCCAUCCAUCCCCUCAAACCAUCCUCUCAAUCCUCGCAGGGACUGUCAACGACCCGCACUCUGAUUUAAAGUCUCACCUCAGCCCACAUCAGCCUCCGGAUACCCUCCACUGUUUAUCCUGUUUCCUCCAGGAAACUGCAGCGCGUCUGAGAAGGCGACGUAUUCCAACAGACUAAAGGCUGUAUUUGUGGGAUUAAAAGGCGACUAACAAAGGGCAGCUUCGUUUAAAGUGUUACCUGACAGAAAGUCAGGGAUCAUGACAGCGCUUGCAGGAGGUUUACCGAGAAUGAUGAGACCGACUCCUCACCAGAACUAUCCCCGGGGAGGAUACUCUCUGGAAGUCUCCACUCCGCUAGGACAGGGUCGGGUCAACCAGCUCGGUGGUGUCUUCAUAAACGGCAGACCUCUCCCUAACCACAUUCGCCAUAAAAUAGUGGAGAUGGCCCAUCACGGCGUCAGGCCUUGCGUCAUCUCCCGGCAGCUGCGCGUGUCCCACGGCUGCGUCUCCAAAAUCCUGUGCCGGUACCAGGAGACCGGAUCCAUCAGGCCCGGGGCCAUCGGUGGCAGCAAGCCCAAGCAAACCGCUUCUCCAGAAGUGGACAAGAAAAUCGAAGAGUACAAGAGAGAAAACCCGGGCAUGUUCAGCUGGGAAAUCCGAGACAAAUUACUGAAAGAUGGGAUCUGCGACAGGAACAACGUUCCCUCAGUGAGCGCUAUCAGUCGCAUCAUGCGCUCUAAAUUCGGCGGAGUCGGUGAUGAUGAUGAGGAGGAUGAUGAAGUGGUGAAGAGGGAAAUGGAGGAAAGCGAACCACGGACAAAACACAGCAUCGAUGGGAUUCUGGGAGACAGAUCCAGCCACUCAGACGAAGGCUCCGAUGUUGACUCAGAGCCCGGCCUGCCUCUGAAGAGGAAGCAGCGUCGCAGUCGGACCACCUUCACAGCAGAGCAGCUGGAGGAGCUGGAGAGGGCCUUCGAGCGCACGCACUACCCCGACAUCUACACACGGGAGGAGCUGGCACAGCGGGCCAAACUGACGGAGGCUCGAGUUCAGGUGUGGUUCAGCAACAGAAGAGCCCGAUGGAGGAAGCAAGCAGGAGCCAAUCAACUGAUGGCGUUUAACCACCUCAUCCCGGGUGGUUUCCCUCCGUCAGCUAUGUCCGGCCUGCAGCCCUAUCAGCUGUCCGACAGCCCCUACACCCCCACUUCUAUAGCUCAAGCGUCCGAGCAGCCCAGUACAGUCCACCGACCGCAGCCUCUGCCCCCCACCUCUGUGCACCAGACUGGGCUUGGCUCGUCAGCGGGCGCCCAGGAUGGAAGCUCUGCGUACUGCCUGUCCUCUGGACGUCACGGCUUCUCAGGAUACUCGGACAGCUUUGUGGCCCCGGCAGGACAUGCCAACACUGUCAACCCAACCAUCGGCAACAGCCUCUCACCACAGGUAAUGGGGCUAUUGAACCCAGCUGGAGUGCCACAUCAAUCUCAGAGUGACUUUGCCCUCUCCCCGCUGACUGCAGGCCUGGAGCCUAACGGUGGCAUGGCCGCCAGCUGUCAUGGUUCCCAGCGCCUGGAGGCUCUACCAGGCCUGACCAGUAUGCCCACCCUGCCUAGCACCCAGUCUUACUGCCCACCGUCUUACACCUCCCCCGCCUACGCCAUGGACCACCAUCCAUCCUACCAGUACGGACAGUACAGUCAGAGCAAGGUGCCUUUCAUUAUAUGAAGCCCCUCUGACACGGCCUGAACAGGAGGCUUCCCCGACCAGUCUGACAUUCAUCGCCAGAGAACACCCCCACCCGCUGCCCUUCCCCAGCCCCGAGGACAGCAAGAGGGAGCGGAUGGGUGAUUGAGGUGUCCUCCUUCAGCAAGGGAGCCAGUUGAGAUGGAGGUGUAGUGAUGG